Messenger RNA from Porites evermanni, 12852 nucleotides. Lineage: Eukaryota; Metazoa; Cnidaria; Anthozoa; Scleractinia; Poritidae. The record is from the annotation of a GenBank genome assembly.
AUGAAUUCGAACCCCUUCGCUCUUUUUCUUUGUCUUUUACUCGUCCAGGGGAUUUUAAAUACAGGAGGUAAGUACUGUACAAUUUGAUGCUCCGCUUGUUUUCGUUUCAAGGCUAUUUUUUAAACUGGUACCGACACGAUGGACGUGUAUAGUGGCAGGUACAUGGGCUGUAGUAUGGUAAACGCAUGGUCGAACUUAGAGCCAUUUCUUGUGGCAAAUAUUAUGUGAAUGACAAACUUUGAAAUACUAACUUGAUAGAUGGUAUAUAAGAAAGCGUAUUUUGGUUUUCGUUUAGAGUUGCGUCUUGGGGUCAAGGAUUUUUCAUUCGAUGAUAUGAUGGAGGAGCGUUCUGUUUGAACCGAAAACCGAGUAGCUUGUUUACAUACUGACAUUCUUUAUUGCGAGCCUUUUCUGCUUGAAUUUGAUUUAUUUGCCAGUAGAUUUUGGUUUUGUGGGUUAUAACAUGUGUUAUGUGUUCUCUUUUCCCCUACCGAAGUGAAAAUAAUAUUUUUUGUUUUCUUCGAGGCGCGUUGAAUUUUCCGUAUUUUACGCUUCGCCGCCCUUACAAAUAUUCAGAUUUCUCUAAUGAAUAAACUAAAGGGUCUUGUGGGAAUUUUAAAAUCUUCUGAACCAAUUUUGUCAUUCACUCAAUGCAAAUUUCCCUUUAAUGUUGGGGUGGUUUGUAAAAGACGGAACUGAAAAACAUGUGAAGUGGACGUAGAUAUAGUUUAAGUUAGCAUGUAUUCAGUUCAAAUCAACAUGAAAUUCAAACAUGGCCACUGCAUACUGGUAACGUUUCGCGGCACUAAUGACAAUUUUACCGCAUAUCGGUUUUCGAACUGCAAUUUUACAGUUUCUCGUUGCAAAAGAAGUGAACCAUUUUCAAGGUUUUACAAAUGCAAAUAAAGAUUAUUUUAUGUUUAGAGACUGAGAAUCUGGGGGAAUGGGGCAUCGACCCAAAUUUUAUUCCUAUCUCUAUCAUAAAUCUGCAUAAUUUGUUCUCCUUGUAUUUUUAACAUCAACCGACUUGAGCAUUGUCGAUUUUUGCAUGGGAUUUUUUUAAUUUUUCAGGCCUAGAGCAGAAGGGGGCUAGAAACGAAGAUGUAGUGGUAACCGAUGGAAUUGAAUUGCAGAAAGUUUUGGAACGAACAAAAAGCGAUCCAACGAAAGCGACGAAAUUAAGUGAUGAUGAAGAAACAGAUUUGGUAACCGCACGCCGCGAACACUUCAACUCGGAUACACAAGGAAAGAGUAGAGAAAAUAGUUAUGUAGAUGUAAGUUCGCUAGAAGACACUGAUGCUAGACAAGCGUCUGAGAAUGAAGAUACGAGGCAAGGAAGUAACGACGGAGAACGAACGCCGCAUCACAGAAGAACAAACCUAGAGGAACGAUUAAAUAUUGAUUCUCUGAGAAGCAAAGAUCAGCGGCAUGCUACAAGAGACAGUUUAGCAAAAGCUAACCAAAAUAAAUUGGCUCGACCCGCCGAGCAAUCGAACCUGGAAGCUUCGAUCGGUGUUGAAAAACCGAGCAUUCCUGAUUCAAAUAUAUCCUCGACACCCCCGCCUAACGUCCUCAAGGUGAAAAACACCCUAGCGAGAGCUGAAUUAGACGACAUUUACUUUUUAUGUAAGUGAUUUUUCUUUUUAUUAUUAUUGUUAAUAUAUAUACUUAUGUAGUUUUUUAUUUCCAAAUUUAAAAAUAUGUUCAACGUGAGCUUUUUCAACGAAGAGAUUUUUUAAAAGAUAUUUUGAAUUAUGAUUUUUCCAAGAGUUUUGGAAUAUUUUACAAGAUUGUGGGCGGUUGUUCUGUUUUAAUCUUAUUUCCAUUUUUUUAAAUUUCAUCACAAAAAAAGUAAACCCGUAGUAAUGGUCCAUCUAUCACAUAUCACACUAUUGUACGUUGCUUCGCGCGAUUGUUCAGUGUUUCUGAAAGGAAAGCAAGGUUGUGAUUUUUUUUAGCGCUAGGAAUUCAUUAGUAUUAUUUUCAAAGACUAUCGCUGUAAUGGUUUACCGAAGAUUGUCAACUGUGUGAAAUCAGUUGUAGUUUCCAAAAACAUGUACUUUAUUUCGCUUCCUGCAAUCAAACUCUGUUGGUGAAAAAGGAUAAUAAAUUCCAUUUCCUAGCUAGUGGGAAGUAAUUAAGCGGUUACUCAUUUCAACCAAAAUCCUGUAGAAAACUGUUCUUGUUUCUAGUCUCCAGGUAGAAUUCUUUGUAUAAAUAGGCUAUCUUCGGCGGUCGUCAUCCAGCUUCCGUGUUGCGUCAGUUCAUGUGUACUUUGUGUCAAUGUGUACAAUGUUUUGAUGUAGUUCUUUCAGUUGUGUUGCAAUAUUUGAUGCUUAAAAUGCAGUUUAUUCUUUAUCAUUUAAUUCUUUUCUGUGCUAUGCUUCUUACUCCUUUGGGCACUCCGUUAUAGUAGCUUGUGCUUAGUUUAUUAGGCUACUCUUGUUUUUGUUUUUACGUUGCAUUUUGUUUCUGAGAGGCUCAAAAAGAAACCCACUUUUUUUUAGUUUUGUUACAUUUCGGAAUCAAAAAACUAGAAUCCUAUAGGCUGUCUUUUAACUAGUGACAUGCCAAUUUAAUGUGAUGAAUAUGGUUUAAAAUAUCAGUUUUGUACAAAAAAAACAAAACCCAUGAAAUUUUGUACAAGACUAGGAAGCAAUUCACAAACGUUUAUCUCGUUAUAUAAACUUCGUAUCUCAUUUCAGGAACUAACUUUUGCCGGAAAAAAAACUGACUUCUAUGCAUUUUGUAGAUAAUUCAAAAUUAAGAACAGUUUUUUGAGUCAAAGUUUAGAUAUUUUUUUCUGAAAAUGCUUGUAAAAAGGAAAGAUUUAUUAUUUUUUCAUAGAAUAAUUUCUUUUCAAUAUUCUGUUUCAUAGAUAUGAAAAUUUUUUAUUAUUGUUUAAUUUUAUAAUAUUGCUGUUUUUAGUUAACUGUACCUCCAAAUUUUCAAAUGCAACAAUUCAAUUUGAUUCUAUUAAUUUUUCUUCAACUUUAUACAAUAAGUUGGCAGAUGUUUCCCCUGUUUCUAAAUAGAAAUAAUUGUGUGUUAUUGUUUCAACAUUAAUAGCUUUGGAAUAUUGUUGUUAUGUUCAUUCUUGUUUGAUUGGUUGAAAUAGCAAGCAGUGAAAUAAGCUUAGAAGUGACAAAUAUUUUGAUUUUGUUUAAAGGAUGGUUACUGUGUGUUUAGAAUCUUUUUUUAUGAAAGGUAGGGAAUAAAAUGAGCUGCUUUAAACAGAUAAGAUGGAAUAAGCUUUUAACAGUUUUGUGGAAAAGUUUUAUGGUCAAGCAGGGAUCUUCAUUAACUUCGAAACUGGAUUUUACCUAGAGAGCAUUUUUACAGAACUCCUAGAAGGGCAAACAGUGAACUCUCGACAGGAGUCCAUAAUGCGGAGCGAGUAACUCUCAUUCUAGGCCUAUGUCACAGUGAUUUUAUGGCCUGGUUUGUUUUUUGACACAUUUUUGGCCAUGUCUUUGAGCGCAGUUGAAGUCUGAGAUAUCAAAAAACAUUAUUUAAAAGGCAAAAAAUAUCAUUUUUAGGUCUCUAGGUUUUGUUGACUGGUUUGUGGGGGAUUGAGACAUAUUUUAAAUUUGCGCCAAAAUCAUUCUAAAAAUAAACUGGCCGUUAAGACGCCAUAACACGAGCACACGGAAGUUGCUCGCCCCAGGUUAUGGGCUCCUGCUCUUAAGGCAUACUUAACUUUUAAAUCAAAAUAUGGUUAACUUUUUUCCAUAUGAUCGCUAUGAUUUUGAUCUAGAAAUGGUUGAUCAGUUAUUAAAGCAAUUAAAUAUGGAAGGCAGACCUAAAAUUAUGCAGCUACCUGUAGUUAAAUAAAUAAUGAUUUGGAGGUUGCGCAUCCACAUAUUUGUUCUUUGUUUACCUGAUUUCUGGUCAAAUUGGAAUUUGGAAAUGUUAGUUUUUGAGGAGAGGGAAAAACUGGAGUACCCAGAGAAAAACCUCUUGGAGCAAAGGAGAGAACCAACAACAAACUCAACCCACGUAUGGUGUUGACGCUGGGACUUGAACCAGGGCCAUAAUGGUGGGAGGUGAGUGCUCUCACCAGUGCGCCACCCUUACUUUUCUAGGUGUGAUUAAGUGAUGGGUCAAGCAAAGAUUGUUGCAGCCAUUUCAGAGCUGUUUUCAUAUGAUUGCUUCAAUCACUGCGAUGGUUUCUUCAGCAUUUUAAGUGACUGAACGGAUCAUAUCAAAAUUUGGAAACCAGGCUUUAUCUUCCAAAAUUUAGUUGUGAAUAUUUAAGUAAAACACAGAAAUAAAAGGUAAACCCUCUGUACAUAGUAUACAUAAUGCAGCCUAGAUCUACAUAUAUACUUCAAGAUAAUUCUGGUGAAGCAAAAAUAUUGUCAGCCAGCAGAAGAAGGUUGAAAAUUUCUUUAAAAACAUAAAGUACUAUUAUUCUCUAAUUGAAGACACUGUUUUGUGUUUCCUAUUGGGGAUGGGACUCGGCUACUUUAUGAUCUUUUGAGCCAUUCAAAGGUUGGUUGGUUUGGAGGGUAAAAGUUUAUGUAGUUCGUACACUAAAAAUGCACUUUGAAUGUUGCACGAAAUUCUUGUCACUCCACACACUGGUUCAAUCAACUCAAGAGGAACGUAGCUUUUGAUUGAAUAACACAAUUCUCACUCGUUCAUUGAUCAAGACAAGAACUAGAACUAACAUGGCCAUCCAAGUAAGAGAUGCCUAGAUUUUAACUGAUCGCUUACCUCAAGUUUUUGCUGUCAUUUUGUAUCCCAGUGAUUCAAAUCACUUGGAUUUCCACUGGGAAAAUACCUUUACCAUCUAAAUAUUUUUAUAUAGAAGCAUUUCUUGACCACUAAAACAUCCCUAAAUUUUCCUCUUAUCGACGUCCACAAUUUCCCAGUUUUGAGAAAAUGAUUGUACGAGACUAUAUGAUUACUGACGGUUUCCCAGGGGCUAAAACUAGCCUUGUGAUUGGCUUAAACUCUCACUUUCUUUCUUUGUGAACUGCAAGACAACAAUAAUUGUUGUCUUGCAGUCAUUAGAGAACAGUGAAAGGCAGAAAAACAAUGAAUGCUUUUGCUUUCCGAUGUGUGGCAACCUUGUGCAUGACAAAGUAUUUUUAUGUGUAUCAUGACCUUUAAGAAUGAAGACAAUGGAAAACUGUCCCUUGAUUCAUAGUUUUCCAUAACAUCAGGAAUAUUUUUUCCAAAACAUUGGCCGUUGUUGUGCCUUUUCCAUGAUCUGUUCUCAUUAGAGAGUGGCUCUGUACUAAAGAGCAUAAAUGUCACACAUACUGUGUGAAAAAUUUGUGCCUGGCUUUUGAAAUAAAAGGGAGAGCAAAGUAGGCAGAAUUUCAAGACAGUACUUGAAAGCAUUGAUGUGAUUCACAACAAAAACGGGUAUGGUCUGAGGUCACACAGCUAUCUGCACUCAUCCCAUAACUCUUAUCUGAGCAAUAUUGCUAAAAUUAGGAAAUAUAUGUAUCAUCUACUCACUGCAAGAUUUUAAUACAUACAUUUAUUACGUCAAAACUAGACUACAGUAACUCUCUCUUAUCUGGGCUUCGACAGAAUCAUAUUAACAAACUUCAGAUUGUGCAAAAUUCUGCUGCACGUCUUUUGACAGGUACUAGGAAACAUGAACAUAUUUCACCCAUUUUAAGGUCUCUUCUUUAGUUGCCUAUUCCAGAAAGAAUUAAUUCUUACAUUUAAAUCACUUAAUGAUGUAGCACUGCCUUAUAUGCAAGAACUGUUAGUUUGUUAUUGACCAACAAGAACUCUGCAUUCUGUAGAUAAAGGACACCUAGUUCAGCCCAAUUAUAACCUUAAAACCUAUGGUUUCACACGCAGCUCCUAAGAUAGGGAAUUCCAUGCCAGUCAGUUUACGCACGUGUUGUGAGCUGAGCGCUUUCAAAUCAAAAAUCAAAACAUUUCUUUUUAAGCAUGCUUUUCAGUUAUAAUUUCGUGUUUGUUUUUUUUAUUAUUAUUGUUGCAUAACACAAUAAAAACAAAAGAUAAAAUCCGAUGUUUUGGAGUAGUCAUGACUCCAUUAUCACUGGAUUAUUAUUAUGAAUUAUUAUUCAUUCGUUUAUUUUUGUUUAUUUAUUUAUUUUAUUUAUUUUAUUUAUUUAUUUUUUUAACAAUUAAGUUGUUGUAAUAUUUUAUCAGGUUUAUUACUAUUAGUACUGAUUGUAAAGCACUUUGGUUAACUAAGAGAAAGAAAGAAAGGCGCCAGAUAAGCGUAUAUUAUCGUUAUUAUUAUUAUUAUUAUUAUUAUUAUUGUUAUUAUUAUCAGUGAAGCCCUGAAUAUCCUUAAUAAUGCAACUUUGAGGGAAAAUUAAGAAACAUUCACUUGAUUUUUUGUUUUACUUAGUGCUUGCCCCUUAAUUCUAUCUGACAUCUUUGAUUAAGUUGCAUGACAUUUUUGCAAUCAAGGGCUGUUGUUAUAGGAACAUACCAUACUUAUUCAUGCUCUCUUUAAUUCUUGUGAGCAUGAUAUGGGCACUCUCUCUCCAUAUGAGUACUGUAGUAAGUAUCAUAAUGCUAGAUUUCAUCUUAGAAAGCACAACGAGUGAGGUUUAAGUAAUAUAUAAUUUUGCAUGUUUUCAUCCGUAGUUAUAGUCAUUGGCUGCAGUGUAGCUGGGAUCGCUGGAUUAGCCUUGGCAGGGUACUGCUGGUAUAAGUAAGUAAACUUUUGAUUUUUUUUAAUCAAGAAAGUUUGUUUCCUUAAUUUUAUUUUUGAGUAGUUUGAGAUUAAAUAAAGGAAGUUAAAUUUGUGUGUGUAAGAGUGAAAGAGUCCAUAUAAUAUAGCGUUAAAAGACGUUUUCCUGUGAUACAUGUAAUCAUUUUACAUAAACAUGCAGACCAACUUCUGGCUGCUCUGAUUAUAUACUUCAAUCCACAUUUAUAUUUUGAUCCUGCUCUUAUUGUUUUCUGUGUAAGAUAAAUAAUGUAAAUAUUGGAGAAAUCCUUUAGUAAAAGUAAGAUGUCAAGAGAAACAUUCUUUAUCAAGACUUUUGACAUUUAAUAUUGUUUUUUAAAAUGACUGAGAGCAUUUGCCAUUAUUUUUACGUUGGAGGCUUGGAACACAGCUACUUACACCGAUAAGAAGAAAAAUUACAGGACAAACUAGAUGAACAAAAUGAACAACAAAGAAAAGAAAAAAGAAAAGAAAACAAUAAUAACAAUAACAAAAUAACAAUAACACCUCUUAUCAAAAAGAUAAAGAAGAAAAACGCGUUUCCCUCUGCUGAAAACACACUGAAAAUAAUUUUUAAGGGGGAUAAAUGCGUCUUGAAAAAUUAAAUUGAAAUCAGGAAAGGUACAAACACCAGAUUGAAGAAGAAAAUAUGUCUAGAAAAAUAAAAAAAGUUACGAAAUAGAAAAAGGUUCUGUUUCUUCUUUAUGUUGUUUAAAAAAAGACUCAAAAUUACCAAUAUUCGGGAUAGUUCCUUUGCUUCUGAAAAGCCAAAUGUAAAAAGCUUACAUCUUUGUGCAUAGAAAUUAAGCAGAGGUGGGCAAUUUGUGUUUUGUUUAUUGCGUUAGGUUAAGUAAAAUGAGGUGUUAUAUAUUAAUACUCUUUUUCAUUUUAAUAGACUACACACCACAGCAAAGGCUGUAAGUGAGGCAGAAUACUCUGCUGCUUAUGGAGCUGCUAAACCAGGUCCUCAGGUUUCUCAGGUACAAUAAUAAUGGUAUAAUAAUAAUGAUAGUGAUGAUGAUAAUACGGUUGAACCUCCAUGUGCGACCACCUCUUGAAAGCCAGCACCUCCCAUAAGCGCCCACCUACUCAAAAUAACAAAAUUUUCCCAGUUGAAGCCUUACAGUUGGAAACUUUCAUAAACGACCUCCUCCUGUAAACAACUACAACAACUUUUCAGGACUGUUGGUUUUAUUAUUUUCCACUGUUUUUUACCUCUUGUAAGCCACAACUUCGCAGAUGGUCUGAUCUCAAUGUUCACUCCAUUUAUUGUGUUACUUAGAGUACAGCUCAGGAAGAACUGUUGACAACAACAUGGAAUUACACAUAUCGUAACUUGGAAAUUGCAUGCAUUAUAUUAUCUACCAUAAAUCAGAUGUGUCUGGACCUCUUCUCGGAAGGGACCUCCUGAGGUCAAGUUCUUGUAAAUUACUACCUCCCAUAAAGGACCAGUCAGUCUUCAAAUUUUGGGUGGUUGCUCGUGGGAGUUUCAACUGUAAUAACAGUAUGGCUUGGUUGUUUUUUUUAUUGCUUCUAAGCAAUAAAAAAGCAAAGAGCUUUUUUGGCUGCAGAAUCAUGGUGUUUACACUGUUUUUUUCUGUUAUAGGGAGACCAUAAACUUGAUUACAGUGCAGAGAUUUAUCAUUAUCAACAGACCAAAAGUCAACUGUCAGCCAUGGAAAAGUGAGUGAGGAAUGUAGUACAUUUCCCAUUCAAUUGUUGAACUGUUGGUGCAACAGUUAAUCAGACAUUAUUGUUUUUUAUUUGUUUGUUUGUUUGUUUUUUCAUGUAAAUAGUUAAUUUAUUUUUUAGUAGUAGUUGAAGGUCAUACCCUGUUUAGUGAUUUAAUCAUCUGGAUUUGGUCCAAUGCAAAAUUCAGUGACUUUCUUGUAAUGAAGCCCUGUUAAACCCUGGCUAAACAAUCAAACAUUAAAAAAUAAUAAAAUUAUAAUAAAUUUUUUACCAUGGAUUGUUUAGCUGGGCCUUAGUAUACGUUUCAACAAGCCUUUAAACAGCAAUGUCAAUGAUGAUGAAUGACUCAAAAAUGGAUUUGGUAGUAAUCAGUACACCCUCAUUAAAGUUAAUAAGUGAAACAUGGAUCCUCAGAGCUGAUACUUGAGACCUGCGUACUACUCAUAAAGGAGAAUUAUGAGGAGGCAGUGUUCAGAGGGGAUAGAGAGCUGAAAUAAUUGCAUUCUGCAACUGGACACCCUAAGUUCAUUCCUCACCCUAACUGCGAAUUGGAUUUGUUCGCAGUAGUUGCAAGUUUAACUCCUCAGUCACACUUUAAUAGCCAACUGCUAAAAGCCUUCGGCCAGUUGGGACUCUAAACCUCUGUUUAUUUUCGAGACGUGAAUCCUUAUUGUAGGACACUAAUGUGUUGCCCUAUUAAUUAAAGACAAUUUAUUUUUAUUCUCCAUAAUGAGAAAAUAUCUCUGUUAAUAGGGCUAGUGGAACAAAGGGAAGCAUAAAAGGCGAAACUCUUGAUGAUGAGGAGGAGAACAGUGAUGAAGGAGAUGAGGAGGAUUAUACUGUCUAUGAAUGUCAUGGACUGGCUCCAGUAAGUUCUUUGGAAAAUGCUUUGGAUGAUCAAACAAAUCAGACCCACUCGAGUGCAUUUGACCUUCACUAGAGAUAUUUUAUUGUGUAGCUAUUAUUAUACAGCUGUCGAAAAGUGAUGCAAUAGUUUGGUUCAGAAUUUCAGGCGUUGACUAAUGCACACAAAAAAGUCACCCCUGCCAUGGGCUUAAGGAGGCUCUUAACCCUUUAAGUCCUAAUAGUGCUCAAAAUCAAUUUUCUCCUAAUGAUAUCCAUAGACUAUCGUGAGUAAAGUCUACGAGAAUUGACAAAAUGAUCACAAAGAGAAAAAUAUUUGACCUUUCAUUAAAUUCUCUCAACUAAUUCUUCAAGGAAAUGUAUGGAGAUCAGUUUGGAGAAUUUGUAUUUGGAUAUUGGGACUUAAAGGGUUAACAAUAAUAUUUAAAGUCAAUUCAGUCUGUGACACUGGAAUCCUUAGCUUUGACGUCAUUAGGUAUACUGAAUGACCGCCUAUUCACAUCAUGGCCUUUGCCUUUGGAAUUAACAUUAAAAAUACUUGAUCAGGUACUAUGAAAGAUAUUAUUACCAAGAGUUUGGAUUUACCAACUGAGUUGAUUAUUGUUCACUUUACAGACGGGUGAUAUGACAGUUGUUAACCCCUUGUUCAGUGAUCAAGAAGUUGGCGGCAGUGAUCAGGACGGCAAUGGAAAUAAGAGUGGUGCUAGUGGUCAAGGAUCGCCUGUAAUGCCGCGACACCCACAUAAAGAGUAGUAAAAUAGCUAUCAUUAAUUAUUAUUAUAAUUUGUUUUAUUUUUGAUCAGUUCAUGGGUUGUUCCUGUUAUUUAUGUUAGAUAUGUUUUUGUUCCUGAAUUUAAUUACAUGGAUGCACCUAGAUGCUUUCAAAAUGGUUUAAUUUUGUCUAUAAAGUCUGGGUUGAUUAUAUUUCUCUCAAUUUAAGAAAAAAACAGGAUUGUCACAAAGGAAUUUUACACUUCACUGUUGAAACCAGCUUGUGAAUAUUUCUGUGUUUCAGUUCUCGAUGACAAAAUUUUACUGUCUUUUGUGAAUGUUUUAGUCCAGCUAACUUACGCAGUGUCACCACAAGUCUGUUAAGUUUGUAAAUGCAUGCAAACACACUAGUUUACAGCUGCAUUUCUAUAUUAGAAUAUUAUCUGUGUUUUUUAAUUUAUUGCUUUGGAACUGUUUCCAAAAACACAAAAUGUACUUGUCAGUGGCAGAUCCAGACCUUCAGAUAAGGGGGGGCCCUUAGUCAUCCAGACCCUGAGGUAAGGGAGGGAGGGGGGGGGGGCAAUCUCCAAAAAUUUUUUUCCAGCCCUUUGGGAUUAAGUGUGGUCUAAAAAUAAGGGCGUGGGCCCCUCCCUUGGAUCUGCCACUGCUUGUUUAUAUUACUUCCCAUACGCCAUAAGUGCAAAGUUUGUUUGCAUUUAUAAACUUACUGGGUCUUGAGUGGACAUAAUGAACAAUGAAACACGCGUUGAAAUGUAUGGCUAGGUGUAUCCAGUGUUGUUUAUGUUCAAUUAAAGGGAUGGACAAAUGAAUCUAAAAUGUAACGGUAGUUAAAAGGAAUAAUAUCCAUGGAGAGACGUUUUUUACAAAAAGAAAAUUAUUAAAUUUCAGAUUAUAAUUUUUUAUAUUUGGGUCUUUGGUAUAAAGUUGCAUCAAUUCUGAAAAUUAUGCUGGAAGCCCUUCCAGUUUGUAAAUAUCAAUAAUCAGACCAUCCUGGUUUUAUAAAGAAUUUAAACCAAGUGAUGAAUGUUAAUGUUGAAACUUGAGAUAACAAUCGUAUUUAUUCGUUAUUAGUAUGGUGUAAGUAGAGUCAGUUAUUAUGUGCUUGUUGUGUUUAGAAGGGUCAGCUAUGUGUGACGAGACUUCUUACAAAAAUUAUCAAAUGCAUUUUAUGUAGCUUGGUUAUGCAGAGAUGUAGAGACUGGUUUUAUUCUGAGUCAUGGUGUACCAUUGUGAAAGCUCUCCCUGUGACUAUCAUUCAUUUGACUGAUACAGUGUAUUCUUAACAGAUGUACAUUUCUUUGGUAUGGAAUACCAGGUUAACUUUUUACACCAAAAUUACAAAUUUAAGACAAAGGAUAAAGCACAGGGCUAGUAGUCUAUGAAACUUAGGGUUUGUUAGGCGAAAGUUAUAAAAAAAAUUAGAUUUCCUGCACCAACAAAUAAACAUUGUAUGUGAAAGAGAAAAUACAGGAAUGCUUUUAAAGGAUAGUAGCAACGGAAAUUUUUUAGGCUCCCCAAACAAAAAGCAAAGAGAUUAUUUGAAGCAAAUAGUUAGUGUCAGUAUAUUUCAACUUCAGUUGAUCCGGGUUCAUGUUUAUUCACAAGUCUUUGCUAACAGGUAUCUCAAGUUAAGAAUUGCUGGAUAACAAUGGUACAGCCUUUGUUAGGAGACAAAACUUAAGAGAGAUCUUUUUUUGGUUGCCUUGGUAUAUCAUUGUAUUCCUGGGACCAGAUAAUUUGACAACUUUUCUCUGGAGGAGAAGUUGUUGGCAUCUACCAUCUUACACGUUCCCCAUGAUGCAAUUUGUCUUCCCCACAAAAUUUUGCAUAAGUUUUGUUCGCAACUGUUAGACCCCAGAGAAAAUUGAAAACAAUGUUUAUACAAAAUUUUGUGGGGAAAACAAAUUGCAUUAUGGGGAAGUGAAAGUUGAAUUCUAUGAGAUUAUUGUUAGAAAUUUUGAGAUGAUCUUCAAGUAAUUUGCAUUUAGUUUUUGCUUUGGAUUUAGCUGAGCAUAAUGUUUCAACAAAAGAACUCUGCUUAACCAAGCGACAUACAUCCACUGUAGUUCAGAUGCUGCCCAUUUUGAAGGUUUCAAGCCUUUGGGACAAGACUGCAAGGUGAUGUAGGUAGCUGUGGAUCCUUUGUAAUUAGGCGAUAAGUUCAUGGUUUUCACUUCUCUUGAGCAAACGUCACAGAAUUUUAAUUUAACCUUUAGGAUAUGAUGUAAGCAGAGUUGCUUCAUAACUGAGUUUGAUAUAUUUAUUUUUUAAGGAAACUACCUUGUUGUGAUUCAGUCUUGUCCCCUAGGCUAUCCCACAUUGUUUACUGAAACAUUGUUAUGCCUAACUGUGUAUUGUUGAGUGUAAAAUGUUGAUUUUGUACAACUUAAAAUUCCAUAGCAUCCUUUUGUCAUAAACCUUUUUUGCGCUCUCACUUUUUUCUUUCAAUAGUCAUUCACUUCUACAACACGUUACAGUUACAAAAGUUAAACUAAAAGGAGUAACAAAUAUCACAAACUGGACAAAAAUACAGGACCCUCACAUUAUUAAUAACUUCACAGGAGCUCAGGCUUCAGGAGUAAUCACCUGGAGACACAUGACGUAAAACAAAAUACCACUUUGUUUGGUAUUGUUUCAUAGUUUUUGUUCUUUUGUGUUACGUCAUCUGUUUCCAGCACACAGAUUAAAUGCCGACUGUUCCAGGGGUUUAGUUAAUAGAUGGCUGGCAGACCUCAUAAAUCUGUUUCUUUUUGUUCAAACACAAUUACAAGAAAGUGAAUUGCCUUCUAUCAAGUUUUACUUUACCCUGAAAUCAAUCAUGUACUUUGAGAAUUUGUACCACAAUAAACAAUGUUAUGGGCUUGUCUGAUAUCUUUUGAAGUGUCUAA